GGACGCCUACCACAGCCGGUGCCAGUUGAUUACAACUACAAACUGUUAAGUUAUUCGUGUGAAAAUUAUAACAUUUAAAGGGCAACUCAGUGUGAUUGAAAAUAUAAACGGUUUCAGUGUGAGUUCGAUUAAAUAAAAUUGAAAUAAGUUGCAAAAAAAGAAGUGAUAUAAAACCGGUAGUGAUAAAAUAAUAAUUGUUAUAAUAUAAUUUCGAGUACGCAAAGUCAUAGGUUUUAAAGUUAUAAACACUAAAAAUAAAUAAAAAAUAAAUAAAAACAAAUAAAAAAUAAUAAAAAAAAACAUGACCAACAUACGACAAUUAACGCCAGAGCUAGCUAAACGUGCUCAGAAGGAGUUGGGUGAGGUACCCGAACGUAUCGAUGCUGAUAUACAACAAUUACGCGAUUGGGUUUUGAAACAGCCACAUCUUAACGCCCGCACAGAUGAUCAAUUUCUGGUAGCAUUUCUGCGCGGUUGCAAAUAUAGUGUGGAGAAGGCGAAACAUAAGCUCGAUAGCUACUAUGCAAUGCGUGGCGCUGUGCCGGAAUUGUAUAAGGAUCGUUUUGUUAAUGAUGCAGCAAUUGACAUUCUGCGAUCAGGCGUCUACUUACCUCUGCCCAAACCAAUCGCUCCGGAUGGCCCACGUAUUCAUUUGGCACGCUAUGGCGUUUACGACAGCAGUAAAUAUUCGAUGAGUGAUGUUAUUAAGGUGCGCACAAUGCUUGGUGAAAUACAAUUUCGUGAAGAUGAUAAUGCCAUGAUUAUGGGUUUCAUGGAGGUGAUAGAUUUCAAAGGUAUCGGUGCUGCACACAUUUUCCAAUUCAAUGCGGUAUUGGUUAAAAAAGUCGCCGUACUAGGCGAUAAAGCUUGGCCAUAUCGUCCUAAGGGUUUUCAUUUUAUCAACACUCCUUCAAGCUGUGAAAAGGUUAUGAACAUUGCAAAGAGUAUGAUGAGCGAAAAAAUUAAAAAGCGUUUCCAUAUGCACCCCAAUUUAGAGUCUCUCUACAAGCACAUACCAAAAGAGUCUCUGCCUGCUGAGUAUGGCGGUAGCAAUGGCACGCUGGAGGACGGCAUCAACACAUGGGAAAAGAAAGUGCUUAGCUAUAAGGAAUAUUUCGAAGAGGAAGCGAAAUAUGGCACAAAUGAGAAAUUAAGGCGAGGCAGUCCCGUGAACUCCGAAUCGUUAUUCGGCAUUGAUGGUUCAUUUAGAAAAUUGGAUAUUGACUAAUGUUUUGAUACAAGAUAAGUUAGUAAAAAGGAGAUUUUAGUUUUUUCUUAAUUCUUUAGGAGAAAUUAUCAGUAUUUAUAAAUAAAAGAUGUAUGUGUUUGUAUAAUACAAAGAAUAUGUGCUUGUAUAAUACAAAGAAUAU
Molecule: messenger RNA, 1370 nt
Organism: Rhagoletis pomonella (apple maggot)
Lineage: Eukaryota; Metazoa; Arthropoda; Insecta; Diptera; Tephritidae
Product: retinol-binding protein pinta-like
Exons: 4
Coding region: 302-1228 (308 amino acids)
Cellular component (GO): membrane
Molecular function (GO): phosphatidylinositol bisphosphate binding
Source: RefSeq, a predicted model, not a curated record